Messenger RNA from Peronospora matthiolae, 1146 nucleotides. NCBI's taxonomy places the organism in Eukaryota, Oomycota, Peronosporomycetes, Peronosporales, Peronosporaceae. The record is from the annotation of a GenBank genome assembly.
AUGAGUGUGUUCACGAACGAACCCGCCAUUAAUUGUACGUUCGAGUCUCUAAGCACAGACCAGCAGCAUGCUGCUAUCAACAAGUUCCUACAAGGGGAACUUGCCGUCGAAAGACAGAAGAUAGCUUUGCUACAGCAGCAAGGCUCUCAUCAGUCGAUGGGCUGGCUGAUGCACACGCGUCGACCCGAAACCUUGAAGAUUGGUAUAUCAAGGGCCCGUCACAUCGAGGGUGACGAGGUGCAAGUUACCUUCGCCCUGUCCAAUUUGACAGGACGAGCAAAGACUUGGGCCUUAGGGAUCAAGCUUCACGACCCAAACGUGUUUGAGUCGUUUGAGAUCUUGAAGUCUCGGCUUAAAGAGACGUUUGAGCCGCCGAGAUCCGAGUUCAGAAGACGCUCUGCACUCUUGAGGAUACAGCAAGGUAAGCGUGACUUUCACGCUUACGCACAACACAUACGCUACCUUGCUGGUAGUGUCACAAAAAACCCUUUUGAUGAGCACAAGCUCAUCAAUGUGUUCAUCUAUGGCCUUGUGGAUGGGCCGGUGAAGACCGACAUGCUCCUAGAGGCCUUCCAUACGCUGGAAAAGGCGAUUGCGUAUGCGGAACAAGAAAACUUUAGCCUGAGACAGUAUCAGGCUAACUCGUCAAACUAUCGUCCGACGAGACGACAGGAAACAGGAGGUCCCUAUUCAAUGGACCUUUGUAACAUCGAGAGCAAGAACAAUCGCUCACUGAGCCACAAGCGAACGGCAAGAUGCCAUCGCUAUCAGAAGAUUGGACACUACGCUCAUGAGUGUAGUGUCCCGAGCACUGCGACACGUCCAAAGACAGGACGUGAUGACCACCGUCGGCCAAGGAAAUGUCCAAGGCGUGUGUCCGACCAUGUCGUUAGCCGCGCCAAAAGGAAGGACCGUAAAAAACGGUCAGGGUCAGUAGGGGUGGAGCACUCUGUCGAUACAGCAACGUCAAGAAAAUUUGUAGGACUCUUGACGAAGAUUUCUCCCAACACGCAGUCGCUGUGUGCUGGGAACCCUUGUGAUGAGGUGUCCUUCAUCACUUUGAAGAUCGGAGUGACAAUUGGAAUGUCACUUCGCGCCCUAGUUGACUGUGGGGUGCCGACAGUUUUAUUCGACGCCAGCCGCUAA